Molecule: messenger RNA, 2772 nt
Organism: Schistosoma guineensis
Lineage: Eukaryota; Metazoa; Platyhelminthes; Trematoda; Strigeidida; Schistosomatidae
Source: the annotation of a GenBank genome assembly
GUGAACAUGCUCAAGGUCAGUCUAGCGUCGCUCUAAGGUCGUCCAUAAGUUGUGAUCUCACUGCUUGUGAUGCUUUCUUGUAGCCUUGUUGACGUCACAGUUACCAGCCCAAGCUUUGUUGAUAUGGAAAUGUUCUACUUAUGGGUACAUGGACGAACUAUUUCUCAGGCUUGCACAAUCAUGGCCCAAUCGCCUUCAGUAGAGGAGUAUGGUAUGACAAACGAUAUGUUGGCCGCACAUGUCAGAGACCACUUUGCUCAAUUCACACUUUUGGAAUCAGGUUUACGACAUCCGAAUUCUUUCAUGCAAGAUUGUGCAUACCACCAGCUUACACCAGAAACUCGCAAACAAUUGAUUCACUUAUACUAUUCCCUUGAUGAGAGUUUUUUACGUGAAUUUGUUGGCAGAAGGUUAUCAAAUAAAUCCCGACGGGAAUUAUCUGAUAUUGCAGAAAGAUGUGAACUUCAACUAAGGAGUUGUAAAAGGCAGUUUGAUAAUUUGUCGUGUGUCGCCCGCCGGACUGAAGAUUUACCUGGUCCACUAACAGAUAAUAUAAAGAAUUGUUUUCUUCUACCAGAAUGGCUUGCCGAAUGUUAUGCCGCUGUUAUAUUUAUUGCAAGUAACAGAUUUGAAACGUCUAAGAAGUGUCUUUCAUAUCUUACUUUUGAGAACUUGGCAUACUGUGCAGGUCAGCUAAUGACUCAUUGGUCAACUAGUGGUAAAGAUCAGAAAGGUGAAACGGUUGUUAGUAUUGAUUUGGACCUUCAAUUUUUUCAUGAUCUUAAAGAAUGUAAACCACUGAUUGAGAAAAAAGAAUAUUUAGAUAAGCAUAAACUACUUGUUAUUCGCAAUCUCUCUGAAAUUCAAGCAAAAAUCAUUCUAACAAAUUUAGACUCCAACUUCAAACCUAUCUCCAAAGCAGUGAUAAAUUUAGCCUGUGGUCUAAGCCACGCUCGAGAAAUGCGAAACUUUUUCUUGGACAUUAUUGAAAAGUUAAUUGAACCAAUGCGAGCACUGAACUGGCCAUCAAGAGAAGUUAAAAUGUUUUUCGAUGCUUAUCAUAAUACAGUUAAGGCUCUACCUCUUGGAAGAUCCUCAACUUUCCUCACUUUAUGGACACGUUUCAUCAUUCCAUUUUCGAAUUGUGUAAUCCACUUAUAUCAUAAUCAAUCUAUGUGAAUAAAAACGAUAAUUCACAAUAAUUUCUAUGCAGCAACAACAAUUACCAUUUUAGGACAAAUCGAGUUCAUUCCAUGUCGUGUGCUCUAAUUCUCUCAUGUACGCACUAGUUUGUAUCAAUACAUAAAAUGUUUUACAUUGUAGCUAUAUGUGUAUGAAGUCAUUUAGUUCACCACUAAAAUAUAGUUAUAACUUCUUUUAAUGUGGAGUCUUUAAUCACUGAUUUCCCACCAGAAGAGACCGUUGACAUGCAGUCAUGCUGUACUUGCAAUAGUACGUACUUUGGAAUAUCAUAGAGACUUAUCUAAAAGAACCUCGGGAUAUACGCCGAAUAACUUGGUCGUGAAUUGCUCCAAACUACCUGGUGGUGUCAUAGGAAGACAUAAAUUGGACACUAAUCAUCCAGUAAAUCCUGAUACUACCUUCCAUGUGAUAAAUAUACAGGACUAUUUCAGAGUCCUACUUAUGCAGAAGGCGCUGUUGUCAGGUGUCUCAACAUGAAUUUGUGUGUACAACAGGAACUUGUGGUUUACUUGACACUCGAGGUGACCGUUUUGCUGAUAACCUUCCCUUCCAUUUUUCCUCUAUCAUCUUUAAAGAUAUUUUAGACUGUCAGCAAUUUCUUAAAUCUGCUUAGUUUGCCUAACCUCACUUUCAUUUGAUCACAGUAACACAUUCAUUGUUCAUUUUAGUCAUUUUCAUUCCUGAUUUGUGGUUAUUACAACUGGUGUUGUUAUUUUAGCACUAUUCAAUAAAAUGUUUGACCUCUUAUCUAUUUAGUAUUUUGUUUUCGCAUAUCCUCUUCAACUAUUAUUGUCAUUAUUAGUGUUAUUAUCACCAUUAUGAUCACUUUUAUAAUUGAUUUUCGGUUGUUACCAUCGAUUUCAUCAUUCUGUCUACUAUAAUCAUAAAAAUUUGUACUUGCUUCUUCUGCCCAUUCACGUCAUAUCCUUCCCCUCACUUAAUCUGUCUUGAACGAGAAUACAAGCGGAAACAAUCGAAUGUAUUUUAAUACAAAAUAACAGAACAUCUUAGUAAAAUCUGAGAACCAUACAGUAAAUAAUUCAUUUGAAAAAUGUCCAUCAAUUGUCUCAGACUUUAAUGUUCCUUUAUUUUUGUACCAAUCCUUCUUUGUUCUCGUCCUCUUCUCUUCGAUCUUCUCAACCUACUGCCGCCAGGUAUUCCAUUUUCCAUUGAUGAUACAUACUAGUUAUAUCUGUAAACAUCAGCAGAAUACACCACAAUCCAUUCACCCAUAAACUAGACUUGUACGAAUAGGGUAAGUAUUUAUAAUUAUUCUCUAUUGAUGAACUAAUUUACUUCAUACAUGUUACACAUACGGUUACAAUGUAAAAUGUUUUACCUAUUGAUACAAAUCAGUGGGUACGUGAAGGAAUUAGAGCACGUUAAAUGACAUUAGCUAAAUUCAUUUCGGAAUAUUGAUUGUUCUUCAUGUACAAAUGGUUAUUGGUGGGACUUAGUGCGUAGAACAAUAACUUUGAUCAAUAUUUUUUAAUAUUUGUACUUUACUAAUUGUUUUGUGAAUCUCGUAAAUUAUCUGUGAUAAUAAAAUAAUUGUUUCUUUAUCUUAAA